CUUAUAGUAGUCGGUGCGCGUACCGUAGUGUGUCGUUUGACGCUGUGUUUUCACGUUUGCCACCGUUUCACCGACGAGUGUCGCCUCCACGGCACGAUAUAAUAGUAUAUUAUUCAGUACAUCAAAUUAUUUUUGAUUAGUUUUAUUGCGCGGUCAUAUCAAAAGCGACGUUAUUACAAACUUUUACGGUUUUAUACGUGUUGUUGUUAUUAUUAUUUUUUUUUCUGGGAAAAGUACAUAGUUCAGUCGGACUUAAUUAAGGAAGAAAUCCUGCAGAUUUAUUACACGUAAGACGUGACUCCGCCGAGCGCGUUUUUGUCGUAUUUUUCGCGUGCCACUCGCACGCGGUAAUAUCGACCGGCUGCGGUGAUGUGCACGUUGUCGUUACCGUCGUCGCUGUCGCCUCCACUCGUUCAGUUCCCGACCACGACAACGGCAACGACCGCUGUCCACGCAAUAAUUACAGCACAACUAUUAUAAGAUCAUAUUAUCAGACAAACGUCGCGUCAUCAUUAUAUACAGCUGCGGUACCCCUUCAGGUGUAAACAGGGACGGACAGCAGCCGGACAGGAAGACUGCAGGCCAGUCGUCUAGAUAAUAGCAGAUAGUAAGCGAAAGCAGACGCUGAACCGUUGUCACCGUCGUACAGGCCGACCGUCGCAGAUAUGGGCUGUUUCGGUAGCAAAGACAAGUUGUCCAAAGAAGACAUGGAUUUCUUAAAAUCACACACGAGAUACGACGAAGCGACCAUUAAAGAAUGGUAUAAAGGUUUCAAACAAGAUUGUCCAAACGGCCGUUUAACACCAGCCAAAUUUGUGGACAUGUACAAAAUGUUCUUUCCAAGCGGUAAUGCAGAAGAAUUCUGCGAUCAUGUAUUUCGAACAUUUGAUAUGGAUAAAAAUGGUUACAUAGACUUCAAAGAGUUUCUAUUAGCCAUAGAUGUCACAUCGUCCGGUACACCGGAGGAAAAACUAAAAUGGGCUUUCAGAAUGUAUGACGUUGACGGUAACGGAGUCAUCGAUAUUCAAGAGAUGACAAAAAUCGUCCAGGCCAUCUACGAUAUGUUAGGUGCAUGUUCAUCUAAUCGUCCGGCUGACUCAGCAGAAGAUCGUGCUAAAAAUAUAUUCGCCAAAAUGGAUGAGAAUAACGACGGACAGCUGACCCAAGAUGAAUUCCUUAAAGGCUGUCUACAGGACGAAGAACUAUCUAAAAUGCUUGCACCAUAACCACUGCCUCGGCUGGCGUGAAAACCCAAUAUAAUAUAUUUCGCCGCAUUUUUUUUGUAUAUCUUUUUCUCUUGCCCCGUAGGGUACGCCUUUGUUGGUGCCAAAAAAAAAAA
Rhopalosiphum maidis (corn leaf aphid) is the source of this 1339-nucleotide messenger RNA. RefSeq names its product neuronal calcium sensor 2. The transcript is spliced from 5 exons. The record is from RefSeq and is a predicted model, not a curated record. Lineage: Eukaryota; Metazoa; Arthropoda; Insecta; Hemiptera; Aphididae. Bases 666 to 1226 code for a protein of 186 amino acids. Gene Ontology annotation, molecular function: calcium ion binding.